AUGAUAAUAGGAUUAAUAAAUGGAAUUUUAUCUCUAAUUACAUUUAACAAUAAAGUUAUAUGCAAAGUUGGUUGUGGUUUGUAUUUAUUAGGUUCAUCAAUAACUACUUUAUUGAUAACAAUUAUAUUUACCUCAAAGUUUUAUAUACUUCUUCUUGCACAAAUGAUAAUUAUAUCAAAUCAAUUAUUUUUAAAAAUUCAAUGUUUAUCUCUUGAUUUUCUUUUACGAGUUUGUCUUAAUAUGGAUCAAUGGUUAAAUACUUGUGUUGCUAUUGAACGAGCAAUUACAAUAAAAGCAGCUAUUCAUUUUGAUAAGAAAAAAAGCAAACAAACAGCUAAAAUAGUUAUUGUUAUUCUUCUGAUUUUCAUUGUUAGUACUAAUAUUUAUGACCCUAUUUAUCGACGUUUAAUUGAUGAAGAAAUUGAAGAUGAUAAACGAUUAUGGUGUAUUGCAUUGUAUUCAUCUAAUUUACAAUUAUUCAAUUUUAUUGUUCAUACAUUUCAUUUUUUAGCUCCAUUUGCCAUUAAUCUUAUAUCAACUAUUAUUCUUAUAACAAAGAUAUCUCGUCAACAAUCAAAUGUUCAUCCUAAUCAAACUUAUGUAGAACAUUUAAAAAAACAAAUUCAAGAACAUAAACAUUUAUUUACUGCUCCUGUUAUGUUAGUUAUUCUUGCAACACCACGUUUAAUUAUUUCAUUUGUAUCAAAAUGUAUGAAAUCAACAAAUGAUGCAUGGUUAUUUCUUAUUGGAUAUUUUAUUUCAUUUAUUCCACCUAUGUUUACAUUUGUUAUAUUUGUAUUACCAUCAGCAUCUUACAAAGAAGAACUUCAUAAAUCUAUAAUCGCUUUUCGAACUAAACUACGACGAAAUUUACAACAGUUUAUAUAA
Messenger RNA from Rotaria sp. Silwood2, 888 nucleotides. The record is from the annotation of a GenBank genome assembly. Lineage: Eukaryota; Metazoa; Rotifera; Eurotatoria; Philodinida; Philodinidae.